Messenger RNA from Brettanomyces nanus, 1590 nucleotides. RefSeq lists its product as uncharacterized. Lineage: Eukaryota; Fungi; Ascomycota; Pichiomycetes; Pichiales; Pichiaceae. Gene Ontology annotation, cellular component: cytosol. The coding region runs from base 1 to 1590 and encodes 529 amino acids. The transcript has a single exon. The record is from RefSeq and is a predicted model, not a curated record.
AUGGAGGUGAUCAACGAAGUCAGCAGGUUGGUUUGUAAGGAAAAGAGUGCCGACUACUUGAUUCCAGUUGAAGAUAACCUGAGUUUGGAGAAUAAUUACUCGAUGGCUUUGAAAUCCUUAUCAGUAUGGAUCAGUAAGAUUGGUAAAGAUCAGACAGCGAGACGACUAUUGGCUCAAUCAUCAAGUUUAUGGGAGCUUAUAGAGCAAUUUUUGGAACGAGAAUCCAAUUCAAUACGCAAUGAACAUGAUGGUGAAUAUGCUAGAGAUAGACUUCGAGUUCUUCGGGGGGUGGUUCUUUUAACCUCGAACGUUCUUGGAGGAGUGACUCAAGAUAAUAAGAUGGAUUUUUCUAAACUUCAGGACCAAUUUUCUUCUCUUUGUGUUUGUUUUCUCCAAAAGAAGGAAGUAAAAGUGUAUGAUGGAAUCGUAGUUUUGGGAGCUUUGGCAUGUUUUCAGGCCCUUUCAAAUCUCCUAGUUAGUCUUGAAAACCAAGGAAAGCCUAUAGAAUGGACCGAAAACGAUUUCAGUGCUAUCAAUGCUGUUGUGUGUACUAAUUGCACAGGAGAAGACUCGAGAGCACUCUGGAUCUCCAUGUUCAGAUACCUUGGAAAAUUAACAUCAUCGGAAGAUUUUGUCAAAAGCUGGCUAGAAGACCAUUUACCGGACUAUAAAAAUUUGAUGGUUAAGUAUCGAAAGCAGGUCGCAAAUAAUCCCGAUAGUAUUGUACCUGCGUUGAACUUAUCAUUUCAUAUUAUAACCAGUGCAUAUAUAGAAAAAUUGGUCACGAUAUUGACUCUUCAAGACGAGCAGAUACUUGAAACGUUUCUACAGGCUCACAAAAACGAGGAUGAGGAUUCUUGUUUGGAGCUGAACUUUGAUACAGAGCCAACAGUACUAAUGAUACUACUAAGAGAUACCCAAAUUAUUGUUGGAAGUAAGGACACCGGAUGGACUCGAGAGAGUAAAAUAAUAGUUGCUUCCUGGUUGAUGAAUUAUACACUAAAUCUCAAGACGAUUUUAACGGAAAGAUGCCAAACGAUAUCUGUUGACAGCAUUUUGAAAGCCUAUAAGUGGCAUCUUGCACCUACUUUGGACUCUAUUUCCAGUCUUUUAAGAUUUUCGACGGUUACUGAAAUGCUCAACUCCUAUAAUUUCCUAUCGAAUAUUCUUAUGCUUUUUGAAAUCGUUUGCAAGAAGACGAAAAGAGGACGUUUGGACGAUGCCGAGAAUGAUAUCGACAGCUCUAAGAUGGCCGGUAUUAAGAGCAUGAUUUUAGAAAUUAUCGGCUAUCUUGUUAGUGGCAACUUUAAGAACCAAGAAUUAGUGAGAAAUCAACAUAGCCUUGAAUUAGUUUUGGAUAGUUGCAACUUAGAUUUUGAUGAGCCGUUUAUCAGGGAAAGAGGCAUUCUCUGCAUCAAAUCAUUGUUAGACAACAAUCGCGGGAAUCAGGACUUUAUUGCCAAUCUGGAGGCGAAGGGAACGAAGAUGGAUGAAAAGAGCCGAGAAAUUAUGGAAGAUUGCGGGUAUCAAGUAGAGUUUGAGGAGGGACAGGUUCGGUUGAAAGCUAAGGGAAGCAUUAAAGAGGUGUAG